CCCAUGGCCGAACAAGCAGUUGCUGUGGCUGGAGGUAUAAUAGGAGGGAUCCUUUUAUUUGUCCUCCUUGGAAUAACUGCAUAUCUGCUCUGGAAAAAAUUUUGCCACCUCUUUUCUUAUGAAAAGCUCAUCAAUCCUGUCAAAACAACAAAUGCAAGUGCCAUUUUCCAGGAUCAGGCAAAUUCUGAAAUUCAUCUAAAAAGUACAAGCUUUAAACCAGAAGAGUCAAUAGGUGCUGUUGUCUUGAGCAGGUCCAGAAGUGUUCCAUUUAUCAUUCCACCAACACUGCAUGGGCGAGACUGGAUUCACCUGACAAAUGAAGAACAGGUUCAGGAAGACAGGGACCCCUUCAUGACCCCUCAGUCUGGGCCACGGUCAUCAUUUCAUUCCUUGGCUGGAGCUUAUGUUGUAGGAACCAUUAACCCAGAUCUGUACAAGUUUCCUGAAGACAAAAGUGAAACAGAUUUUCCUGAUGGCAGCAUUGGCCGCCUCUGGUUCUCCAUAGAAUACGAGCAAGAGUCAGAAAGGCUCCUUGUCUCCUUGAUCAAAGUCAGAAAGCUGCAGCCUCCUGCUGAUUCCUGCAGUCCAUUUGUGAAAAUCUACCUGCUGCCUGAUGAAAGAAGCUACCUGCAGUCCAAAACAAAACGUAAAACUCUUAACCCUCAGUUUGAUGAAAACUUUGUUUUCCAGGUUUCCAGUAAAAUGUUGCUCCAAAGGACACUAAAGUUUUUGGUUUAUCAUGUUGAUAAACAGAAGAAGCAUCAUCUCCUAGGCCAAGUUAUCUUUCCACUAAAAAAUGAAGCAUUAACUGAGGACAACAAACUAGUCAUAUGGAGAGAUCUGGAGAAAGAAAACUUGGAGCCUCCUUCAGAGCAUGGUGAUAUCCAGUUCUCCCUGAGCUACAAUGACUACCUGGGCCGUCUCACUGUGGUGGUUCUGAGGGCGAGGGGAUUAAAGCUCCAGGAGGAGAGCCCUGCUGUUGGUGUGUAUGUCAAAGUCUCACUAAUGAACCAUAAUAAAUUCAUCAAAAGUAAAAAGACAGCAGCUCUUCUGGGAACUCCCAACCCUGUGUACAAUGAAACCUUCAGUUUCAAGGCAGAUCAGACAGAGCUGGAUACAGCAAGCCUGAGUCUAUCUGUGCUCCAGAGUAACAAAGGAGAAAAAACACUUCUGCUGGGACGAGUGGUAGUUGGGCCUUUCAUGUACACACGUGGCAGAGAACUGGAGCACUGGAAUGAGAUGAUCAGCAAGCCCAAGGAGCUGGUUAAACGAUGGCAUGCUCUCUGCCACAGCACAUGAACAGCACUGAGGAAAAACCAACCUUAACAUGGGGAAGUUCUUACUAUCUUUCUCAUCUAAAGGGUAAAAAAAAAAAAUCUUUGCUAAGAUUUUGUACCUGAAGAAGAAAAGAAUAAAAUAAAUUAUUUCCUUGACCAAACACAAAUAAAAGAUUUGGUCCCUGGUAGGCUGGGAGUCCCUCCUUCCUGUCUUCAAAAUAUAUGUUAAAUUUAAUUAACAUGCAGCUGAGCAAACAAAACAGCCAAACAUGAUCUCUCAGUAUUAAUUAUUUUGACUGGUAAAUUGCACUUCUUGGUCAUGAGUUCUGGGCACAAAUGAUCACACAUGUAGACAGAGCCCAAGAAUUGCCAGUGAUGACACCAGGCCUAUCUGCCCACUGUUCCACAUCACCACAGUGCUUCACCAAAAAGGAGAGAAGCCCAGUGAGAAUGCCAAAACAGACACAGCCCAAAAGACACUGACUAAUACAUGUAGAACUUGUUUAAAAUAGCAGCAUCACAUUUAAGACCUCUUUUGAACAGGAAGGGUGAAGGCACUGCUCAUUGGUCAC
This is a messenger RNA of Agelaius phoeniceus (red-winged blackbird), 1849 nucleotides long. The record is from RefSeq and is a predicted model, not a curated record. Lineage: Eukaryota; Metazoa; Chordata; Aves; Passeriformes; Icteridae.